CAGCAGAGCCUCGGUAUGAACGCAUUUCACAGGCAAAGCUGCCCGUGACUUGAUGAACCCGGCGUGCCUUCGCCAGGUUCAUUCUCCAACUUCCUCUAAUCCUUGCGCAGCUCCUCCACCGUCGUCGCCGACACUCGGGACGCCGUACUACCUUCAUCAAGACCUCCGCCCGCCAACAUGUCGCAGAAAGAAAGUGCAGCGCAGCAGACGACGGCCGAGCAGCAGAGCGACAAUGUCGCGCACGCUCUGGCAGGAGCGGGAGGUGGCCUCUUGUCCAUGGCUUUGACAUAUCCCUUGAUCACCCUAUCGACCCGAGCGCAAGUCGAGAAGAAGAAGGCUUCCACGGGAACACUGGACGCCGCCAGGCGCAUCAUCGAUCGCGAAGGUGUCGUGGGCUUGUAUGCCGGUCUGGACAGUGCAUUGUUCGGCAUCACGAUCACCAACUUCGUAUACUACUACUGGUAUGAGUUCUCCCGUGCCUUCUUCCAAAGGUCCACAGGCAAGAAGCAGCUGAGCACUCUGGAGUCUAUGGCAGCCGGUGCUCUCGCUGGCUCUGCGACAGUAAUGAUCACAAACCCCAUCUGGGUCAUCAACACCCGCAUGACUGCACGCGAGAACGAAGCCAACCAGUCGCUUCCCACGAAAGAGGGGGAGAAGCCACAGAAGGCUAAGCAGCCUGGCACUAUCUCAACCCUCAUGAAGAUCAUCCGUGAGGAUGGCUUCCUGCGCCUCUUCGCAGGUGUGCUGCCAGCUUUAGUGCUGGUCAUGAACCCGAUCUUGCAGUACACCAUCUUUGAGCAGCUGAAGCAAGCUCUCGAGAAGAGGCGGAAGGUCGGGCCAACUGAUAGCUUCUUGCUCGGUGCACUGGGCAAGCUUGCCGCAACCUCGAUCACAUACCCAUAUAUUACUGUCAAGUCGCGAGCACACGUUGCUAGCAACGACGCUAAGAAGGAGGGCAUGACUGCCACUUUGAAGAGGAUCUACAAGGAGGAGGGUGUUGGUGGCCUCUAUGGCGGUAUUGGACCUAAGGUCACCCAGUCUGUCAUCACAGCUGCGUUCUUGUUUGCCUUCAAGGAUGCCCUUUACGACGCGACAAUCAAGGCUCGCCGUAGCAUUGCCAAGAAGGCAUAGACGGAGCAAUCGAGAAGCCUCGUAUGGAUGUGACUUUGCACGUCUACCAUGUAGUGGCAUUGAAGCUGGGUAUGGAGGUCAGUUACCCCAGGUGAACGUGGCAAGGGGAAAUGGCAGCUUGAGAUCGAUCUCUCUGCAUGUGUUCAGAUCUAGGAAGAAUCCUGGGGGUUGGGGAUGCAAGUGUACGCGCUUGCAGCAAGGUGAUACCAAGGAGAAUUUUUGUAUAGUCCCUGAAGCUAUGGCUUUGCUUGAAUACUCAUUUUCCAC
Molecule: messenger RNA, 1398 nt
Organism: Cercospora beticola
Lineage: Eukaryota; Fungi; Ascomycota; Dothideomycetes; Mycosphaerellales; Mycosphaerellaceae
Biological process (GO): transport
Cellular component (GO): peroxisomal membrane
Molecular function (GO): ADP transmembrane transporter activity; coenzyme A transmembrane transporter activity; AMP transmembrane transporter activity
Source: RefSeq, a predicted model, not a curated record